Molecule: messenger RNA, 4872 nt
Organism: Anguilla anguilla (European eel)
Lineage: Eukaryota; Metazoa; Chordata; Actinopteri; Anguilliformes; Anguillidae
Gene: vwa7
Product: von Willebrand factor A domain containing 7
Exons: 17
Coding region: 277-3210 (977 amino acids)
Source: RefSeq, a predicted model, not a curated record
CUUGUGAAUUGGGCAGGCCAGGCAAAGUCAGCUUGGAUUUUGAUAAGGAGGGAGCUCAAGAAAGGAUAACACCACGGCAACAGGAACGUGCCACUUCUGCAUCGCCAUAUCCUGUCAACAACACUGGGGAAGCUCAGUUAUAGUGUUCUGAAGACCGCAACCUCCUUAGUUCACUCUGCACUUCUGCAGGUGUACCUCAGGGACCCACCACCCAUAGGGCUUUGGCCUGACUCUACCACUGACCCAUAACCCCACCCCUCCCCCUAUGCGUGAGAGAUGUCUGAGAGCAUGGCGGGACGGCGGGCAUGCGAGGGGGCGCGGAUCGGGGUGUGCGUUCUGGGGUGCCUCCUGCUGGCCCCGUCUGGUGGCCUGGCCUUCCUGCCCAACUUCUGGUCCCGGGUGCUGACCCUGUCCUGGGACUCGUACACACACCAGUACAUGACCGAGCAGGCCCUGCUCAACAUCACACUGGACACGCUUGUCAGGAUGCCGGCAGGCCGGGAGGGGGCAGAGCUGGGCCGUGGGUUCUGGCGGGCCGUGGGGGAGGUGGCGCAGGCCAAUGCCGCCAUGGACUUCCUGAGCUCCACGCGGUCCGACCCGGUGUACCACUUUGACUCAGAGCGCGUGGAGGGCGCUGCGGAUAUGCUGCGGCAGUUCUGGUUACAGACCCUUCUCUCCAUUCGGGCCCGGGACUACCAGGGGGCGCGGCACAGCCUCGGCCGGCUCUUCCACUCCCUGCAGGACUUCUACAGCCACAGUAACUGGGUGGAGAUGGGCCAGAAAUCUGUUUACCUCCACCUGCUGCACCCUGAACAUCCUGCCAUACCUCUGGCAUCAGAGGACACACCUACCUGUGCAGAGUGCAGUAGCACCACCUGCAGGAACAACAUACUGCUCAGCCAGCACCCUCCUCUGCUUACCACCGGCUACUUCAGCACGCACCCUGCCAAGCCUGCAGGCAAGUGCAGCCAUGGAGGGCUGCUGGACAGCAGCCGCCACCAGGGGGCGCGUGGGGGAAUCAACAAGGACAGCACCUCCCCCCUCUUCUCCCCACACCACUAUCUCCACGGUGACGCUGCCCGACUCGCUACCGCGGCAACCGUGGCCGUUCUGGAAGACCUCCGCGACGCCGUGGGAACCGCGAGCUUUCUCAGGUUGCUGAGCGUGAGGCAGCAGCCGGCGCUGGUGUUUGUGAUGGACACCACGGGCAGCAUGUUCGAGGAGAUCACCGCCGCCCGCAUCCGCGCCUUCUCCAUCAUCCACGCCCGUGCCAAAACCGCUCAGCAGCCUGGCACCUACCUGCUGGUGCCUUUCCACGACCCAGCCGUAGGGCCUGUGUAUGAGACGGAGGAUCCAGAGCAGUUCAUGCGGUACCUGGAGGGGCUGACUGCCCUCGGGGGAGGAGAUGAGCCUGAGAUGUGCCUCUCUGCCGUACAGUUGGCCCUGACUCAUAGCCCUCCUCUGUCUGAGAUCUUUGUGUUCACCGAUGCCUCUCCCAAAGAUGCUCACCUGUACAGUGCCGUGGAAGCUCUGACAUUGGAGAAACAGAGCAAGGUGAGCUUCUUGCUGACAGAGGACCGUAGCUUUUCUGGCACAGAUAGAGGGAUGAGGAAGAGGAGAGAGAGCUUGUCCCCCAACAGGUUUUCUCUGUACUCUUCACUGUCCUCCAUUUCUGGGGGUCUGGCCAUCUUCACCACAAACUCUGACAUCCACAGAGUGUCCACCAUCAUUCAGGACAACAUUGCUGCAAGCAAGGUGACUCUAUCGCACAUGGAGAGCAAUUCGGUGUCCACCCACUUCCCCUUCCGCGUAGACAGUGCAGUGAACAACGUCACUCUGCACCUCACUGGCAUUUUAAAACACUGUGUGCUCACCAGUCCCUCAGGUCAGAGCCAGUCCCUCUUGGACAGGCCCGGUUCCCUGGCGCAUCUGCAGAGCUUCCAGGGGCUUUACCGGGUCAGCCUGCUCCCCCCCAUCAAGCCGGGACAGUGGCGCCUUAGUGCAGACGCGGAGGGUCCCAUCACGCUCAACGCCAUCGGUGACAGCAGUGUGGACUUCCUGUACUAUUUUGCAGUGGUGGCCAAUGGGACACAUCCAGGACUGGCCCGAGUGGAGGGAAGUCCAGUGGCAGGCGUACCCACAUUUCUGGUGCUGGCUGUGACAGGCUUACCGCCCAAUGAGGAGGCUUCCUUCAGUCAUGUGACACUCCUGGGAGCCAGUGGGGAGAUCCUGCUCAAGGUGCCUCUCAACUCUUCGUCCUCCUCAUCUGCUGGGAAAGAGCUGGUGGGCGGUAUGGCCUCUGUGCCCCGAGAACCGUUCUGUGUGCGACUGUCUGGGAAGGAUGGGCGAGGAAACAGACUGGAGCGAGUCGCCACGGAGAUGAUCCAACCUACACAUGUGCAGAUACAGGUCCUCUCAGCUCCUCACCUGGUUCCUGGUAACGUCUCCACAGUCAGCUUUGACGUGAUGAACCACGGCCCCGCCCGUCACUUCACCCUGACCGCCACUGAUGACCGUGGUUUCCUUACACAGAAAGGUCCUCACAGGCUGUCGGUGGGGGAGAGGGGUUCGCUGAGGGGGAAAGUGGAGGUUAGGACUCCAGGGGGCACAGACCCAGGGAGUGCGGUUACCCUCACCCUCACGGUCCGAGCACUGGACACCGCCGACUCAAACUACGCCGUUGUACACCUUAUCGUCAUUCCACAGGAUGUGUUCCCCCCAUCCUGCUCACCGAUGCGCGUGGAGGCCACCUGCCCGCCCGUGUGUCACCAGGCGAGCUGGACUGUGUCUCUGGCGGUGACAGACAGGGGGCACUCCGGCUUGGCAGCAUUGCAGCUGUCCAAGGGCCACGGCGUCCUCACGCUGCAUCUAGGACAAGAGGGGAAACCAUGGCAACAGGAGGGAAAGGGCAGGGACACUGAGGGGGAAGGGAGGCAGGGGUCGGAGGAGCCCCACCUGCUGGAGGGGGAACCCCCCCUGAACAUUACUGGGUGGGGUGGAGGAAUGCCCCUGCAUGUGCGCUACACCGCCAGCUGCUGCACCCCCCGAGCUGAGUUGAUCGCCUGGGAUGGGGAGGGAAAUGUCAGGCACUGCCAUUUCACCUCCAGCCAACAGGGGGCGACAGACAAGACCAGCAAUGGAGCCGGGAGUAUAAAAGUGGCACUGCUCACCUUAAUUUCUGGUCUGCUGGGAGCCAGACUGAUUAUGUAGCCUUGUAUGGAACUACUGAAUACCCUUCUAGCCUCCCCAUCUUGGAUGUUGACUCUGAGGGCUACAUUUGGAAAGGAGAUUUCUGGUUUAUGGUUGCCAGAUGCCUGGUUAUCAACUGGCAUGUCUGGUUUUCAAAUUAUUUGUACAGAUCGGGUUUGUGGUCAAUAUAAUGUCUGGUAUGAGUAACUGAGCUUGUAUUAUAUAGCGCUUUGGAUAAAAGCGCUAUAUAAAUGCAGUCCAUAUUAGCUACAUUAGCGUGUCAACCACCCCUCUGCAAUCCAUUCCAAUGGCUACGCCUCCACCCAACCCGGGACCGCAAAUGGUUAAUUUCUGCAGCACAACCCCAGCCCCCCAGCCCCAAGUUAAGUUCCAACAGCUUCAAACACUGAUAAAGCUGGCAACCCUAGAAUGGGUCAAACACAAUAACUCUUCCUCCUAUUCUUCCUCUUAAUGGAACAACCCCAUUUUUCUUCUUUAAAUACAGCAGAUAUGAAUCACUGGAAUUUAUUUAACCAGAAUACCUUAUUAGAAGUCAGUGAAAUGAUUGGACACUGGUGGGAUGCCUCAUUUGUAGGGCCACCAUUUUGUCUCCACCGCAUGACCUGCUGGAAUUUAAACUUGUAUUUCAAUGGUUAUAAUCCAGGGGUCCCCAUUGGCACUCCAACAACACAGUCAAGUGAUUAAUACUACAAUAAUUGAGUUUAUAAUUGAGAAAUGUAUUUUUUUUAAAUAAUAAGUUGAUCUAAUUGGUGAACACGGAUGGAACAUAGUUUAAAUGCUGCGAAAAGCAUGUCUUUCAGCCAACGGUCCUGGUCCUGGAGGUCUGCUGGCUUUUGUUGUUGCUAAGCACUUCAGUAGCACAGCAAUUGAUCACUUAAAGCAGUUGUUUAUACAGUUAAUUCAGUCACCUGGUUUAUUGGGUCUGAAUCAGUCACUGAUCUAAAAAACCAGCUGACUCUGUGGCUCUCCAGGACCAGGACUGAGUAUCAUUGCAGUAAAAAUAAAAAUGCUUCCAUAAAAAGCAGGUUUUUGUUUUAGCCCAGCACUUCAGCACCUAAUUCUACAUGAGGUCUUGAUGGAAGACCAUGGUUAGUUAAUUAGUUGACUCAUGAAUUUAUUUAUUUUUCAAACUUUUUGUGCAAGUUAAAUGCUACAUAAAUACUCUCAUUUUUAACUUGCUUCUAACAAAACCUAACAUGCCCCUACUGUAGCAUGUCCACAGUGGUAAGUAAUCAAACUGAAUAUAACACGUGUUGCUUGUAAACCUCACUGUCAAUCAUCAUCUUUUCUGAAUUAGUGGCAAUUACCUAGAUUACUGAGGUGGUGCAAAUAGGAUAAUUGUUUAAGAAGGGCUUUGACAACGAGGCUAUUGUGAACUCUAGAUGGUGGAGAAAACAAGGGGAGUCAAACUGGUGGCCUUACUCAUUUAUAUUAAUGUCAUGAUAUUUAGUGCUUACCAAGUCUUUAAAAGAACAGAACUGUUGCGCAUUCAAGUUCAGCAUUUUCUGGCCGUUGGCAGUUUUAGGGAUUCCUGUCUGAAUUAUUUGAAAAUCACAUGAGAAUGCAUAAUGAAGCCUUGGUUCUGUACAGUCUGGAGUCCGUACUGUUGAAUGUACAUAGUAUUGUGGUUACAUUAAGAAAUAACAUGAUUUAUUUUCAUUG